UCACCAAAAGGGAAAAAAAAAAGGCAUUUUUUAGAUAUUUCUAUGAGUAAAACCCAAGGUAUGUUUAAACAGAAGAUUUAGAUGCGUCAGGGGCCUCUGAGCCAAGGAAUUUUCUUUUUUUGCUGUUCUCUCUGUUAGCAGUUAAGCUGAGAUAGGGGAAGAGGGGGAUUCUGGCAGUGCCACUCCUGCUCUGGGUCAGUCUGUACAGAAUCUUUUACAUGGGAAGGGUGUUUAAUUUUCUGGGGAUGUGGGUGGAACAGAGCAACAUCAGCCUGGCUUUGGUGAUUUUUACCACCCAGUUCCUUCACCUACUUUGCUUUGGAGACCAAGCUCAAGACUCCUCUGCUCCUGAUUCUUCCCAGCCCUGUUCUUCAUGUUCCCAGUGCAUGCUAUGCUCUUGCCCAGCUGUGCAGAGGUGCAGGGUAGCACAGCUCAGCCCAUCCCAGCCUGCCUGGAGCCCUCUGGAUCCUCCUGCCUGCAGCAGCCUCACCUUCCCAGCCUGGUGUCACCUGCAGAGCUCUCAGUCACCCUAUGCAGUAUUCCUGUUCUGCCAGACAUCCUAAUGUGCUCCCAGCACGGCAGCCGGCACCGUUCCAGCCCCUCCUGUUUGUUCCCCAUGCCCCAGGUGUUGGUGCCCUUCACUUGGGCUAUUGAUCCCACCUCAUCUUUGGGGGAGAAGCCCCAGUUCAUAUGUUCUGUUCUCAGGCAUUUCCUGAAUGUGUGACACAUUCCUAACCCUGGUGUCAUCCUGCUAGGUGCUUCUCCACCCUGUGCCACAGCCAAGAUAGUGCCCAGGUGAGUACAGGGACAUUUCUGGUGUGUUCUGUGUACCUGGCACAGAGACCUGAUGGUGUGUGAACCAAUCCUCGUCCAAAACCCCAAAAUUCCACUGAUGAUGCCAGGCCUGGAACCGUCUAUUGACCUGCUGGCUCUGUUUUUCCCCUCACCAUUCCCUGCAAUGGGAAGGACAGAGGAGAGCACUUCCUGUGCUCCUGCUCUCUUUCCCACUCACCCCAAGGCUCUGAGGUCUCUUCAGAUCCCUUGGAUUUCUUCCUGCACCUUCAUCCUCCAGCCCCAAGAAUCAUCCUCCUCGUUGUUGUUUCCACUGGCAGAGCCUGGCACCAGUUCUCCCCAGGCACUGGAGAGCAGACACCCCUGCUGUGCCACCUGUCCCUGGGGGUCAGCCAGGUGGAGAGAGAGCAGGGUGGCCUGUGCUCAGUGAGAGCUCUCCUUGGGAAAAUCAAGGAAGAAACUUCCCAAGUCAGGACAGUUGCAGAGCCCUGAGAGCAGCUGUGGCUGGAGCACCCCGGAGUCAGGGAAGGCAUGAGGUCAGUGGGGAUGGGGCUGGACUCCCCAGCGUGGCAGCUCCCACAGCACAAGGACUUGCUGGGUCCCAGCUUCUGUUGGCUGCAGGGUGGGAGCUGGGAUGGGGCCAGGGCACCGUGGGCAGCCAGAGCCACCUCCUGAGGGUCUGAGGUGGCUGGGGCUGUUGGAGAGACCAGGCAGGUUGAUCCAUGGGACAGCAGAAGGGAGAGGAGGUAGGACCUGUGGGGCAAUGGUGGCUGGUGCUGUGAAAGUAAUUCAGGGCUAGAGCACCCCAGGGUCCUGCUGCUUCCCCUGUCCCAGGGCCUUUUCAGAGGGGCUGAGGUUUCUCUCAGGAGAAAUCCAUCCUGCAGAUGGGUUGCUGAGGUUACAUCCGGGGAUGGGUGACAAAGAUCUUCCCUUGGGACCAGGCUGUUCCCACAUGGGCUGUUGCUCUCCCUGCUCCCAACACUGAGCGCUUGCCACACUGGGAGCAGAUAAAAACCCUUUUAAAAAAUGUUCUGAAUAGUUGUGUCCCUGCAGAUGAACGCUGUAUUUUUAAGGAAUAAACAUUUUUUAUGGGCAAAUCUUGGCCCUGCUGCUUUCUUUGUCAUUCCAACCCAAACCAUUCCGUGAUCAUGGAGCCUGGCUGUGGCCCCCAAAGGGCUCAUGGGUGUAUUAAUUGGCAAGGAAGUGCCAAUUUGGGAUGUUGGUAGAGGUUUGGGAGGCUCUCCAAGGUCUGUAACCCUCAGGGAACAAGCUGCGCUGUAGAGCCACCCCAUGAGGUCUGUGAGUCCCCCAAUGGCAGAGCUCUGCAGGGACCCUGGAUGUGGAGAGCAUCCAUGUGCCCAGCCUGUGCCAGCCCCCGCCAGCCACUCUGUCAUGGUGAAGAUGCCAUGGUGGAGCACCAGGAAGGUCUGCAUGGAGACCUGAGGUGGGAAUCAUUCACUGGCCCUCCCCAGCCAGCCUAGGCAGCACAUUUCCAGUUCAGGUUUCACCUGGCAGCACAGCUGAUGCUUCGGGGGUGUCCUGGUUGCCCAUGGAUGGGAGUGGGGAAAGCUGAGGAUGGAGGGGAUUGAGCAAUGAGCAGUCCCUGCCAAGGCUCCGUGUCCAGCGUGGGAAGAGCAGUUCUUCCAUCCAGCCCUGCCCUCUCUCCGCACGCUGUUUCUGGCUCUCAUUUCUUUGGCAGAAAAUUCACAUUCUCAUCCCCUCUCUCCUCCCCUUUGCUGUGGCAGCUCCUUUCCAUCACUUCCCCACUUCUGCUGCCGCCUGUGGGCUGGAAGGGCCCCUGGAGCCUUUGGGAGAUGCUGCUGUGAAAACCAUUGUCCCAAAGGAAGAGCUGGGACCUCCAGGAGCUGCUGGUGCUGCUGCAAGAGGACACAGGCAAGGGCUCCUCAAGUGGCGCCUGCGCUUCGGCAGAUAAGCAGCAGCUUGUCCAGCCUUCCUCUUCCUGUCUUCCCCUUCCUGCCUUCCCUCUGCUGCUCCCUCUUGUGACUGGGAUUCCUCCUCCUCACCCCAUGGUGGCUGCAUCCCCGCAGGACUCCGCUCAGGCUGGGGAUGUGGCCGUGGGCUCUGCUGGAGUGUGGAGCUUCACCUGCACAAAGCCUUUUUGGAGAUGUUCUUUUCAGAGCCUGUACUCUGACCUCAAUCCUCUCUUCUCUCUGGGGCUGCUGUUGCUCUUUGGACCGUGCCGGGCGGUGCUGGUGCUGGGGCGGUGGCACAGGUGGCACCAGGAGGAGGUGGCACCGCUGGAGGCAGCCAGGUGUGUUUUCCAGAGGACCUUUGGCUCGCCCCUUGUGCCAGGCCCCAGCCCUGGGAUGCAGCCCGUGGCCCUGCAGAGCCUGUCCGAGCUGGAGAGGGCCAGUCUGCAGGAGCUGGCGCUGUUCCAGCUACAGCAGAGGCUGCCCAUGGGGCAUCUCAGUCUGGACAGAGAUGGCCCCAAAGGCAUUAAAUCCAUCCGGCAGAAGUUGGAGAGCUUCUCGAAGGACAGGAAAGACUGCUCUGCCCACACCUUCGGGGUGCCACUCCCCCAGGUCAUCGCCAACGACCGUGCCUGCCGGCAGCUGCAGGAGGCCAUGGGCAGGAGCCGGCGGCUCUGCCUGGAGGUGGAGGCCACGGUGACGAGGUUCCGAGCCCAGAGGCACAAGAGGCUGGGAAUGGGCACCAGCUGUAUCCGGGCACCCGACGGGGGCUGCCCAGAGGAGCCGUUUUCCCCGGCUCUUGUGGACAAGAGGUCCUGGAGCCAGCGGAGGGGGGCCAUGUCCGUGGAUUCCAUCACGGACCUGAGUGACAACGCAUCUGAGCUGCUGGAGGCCCUGCAGCUCUCACACCCCAAUGAGCUGGACCCUCGCAGGAGCCAGGGCAAGAAGAAGCUGCUGAGCCUGAACCCCAUCACCUGGCAGGUGCCACGGAUUGUGGACAGGUGCUGCACUCACCUUGAGAUGCAUGGGCUCCAAACUGUUGGCAUCUUCCGUGUCGGGAGCUCCAAGAAAAGAGUCCAGCAGCUGAGGGAAGAGUUUGACCGAGGGCUGGAUGUUUUCUUGGAUGAGCAUCAAAAUGUUCAUGAUGUGGCUGCCCUGCUGAAAGAGUUUUUCCGGGAUUUGCCUGAUUCCCUGAUUCCCAGAGAGCUCUAUGGAGCCUUCCUCAGCACAGCCAGCCUGGAGGGGCAGGCCCAGCUGGACACGCUGCAGCUGCUGCUGUUCCUGCUGCCCCCGUGCCACAGUGACACCCUGCUGCGGCUCCUGCGCUUCCUGGCCAAGGUGGCCCGGCACGCCGAGAGCUCCUGGGACCCCCAGGGCCGCCAGAUCCCUGGGAAUAAAAUGACAGUGUCAAACCUGGCUACAGUCUUUGGUCCCAACAUCCUGCAGAAGGAGAAGCCUGGAGAGAAAGAUGCCGGUGCCCUGAACUUUGAGGACAGUGCUGCCAUAAUCCUGGUGCUCCAGAGGCUGAUUGAGCACCACCACUCCCUGUUCAUGGUGUCUCCAGAGAUGCAGUGGGAUGUGCUGAGGAGGCUGUUCCAGACAGACCCCGAUGUCAUCGAGUACCUGCUGCGCAGGAAGUUCCCUGAUGUGCCGAGCCCAGAGCGUGAGGAUCCCGGGGAGGAGCUCGCUCUGUCCGCACUGCCUGGCUGGACACACAGCCUGGAGCGAGGCUCGGUCUCCUUGGAGCUGUACAGCAACGUCUCCUUCCUAAACCUGGAUGUUGGCAUCUAGCGAGCCCUGGCCAGACUCUCUGGACAAAACCAGGCAGCUUUUCCCACAAAACCCAGCCCUUGCCUCACUUUGGGAGCAGCCCCUGUGCCUGUGCCCUAGGGGCAGAGCUGUACUCGGGGGUCUCCUGCCAGGCUGGCACCUCCCUGCGGGUCCAACCACUGCCAUAUCCUCAGCACAGCCCUGCCCUGCCACCUCCUCCUCACAGCACCCCGGGCAAUGAAUGGCCAUCUCUAGACCUGGGGGCACUCUUGGGAGAACAGGCUGAGGAAGCUGGGACUGCUCAGCCUGGAGAAGAGAUGGCUCAGAGGGACCUUAUCCAUGUAUACAAAUGCUUUUGUAAGGGCCUGGAGGGACAGGACAAGGAGAAUGGCUUCCCAUUGCCAGAGGGAGAAAUUGGGAUAUUCAUGGGAUAUUCAGAGAAAUUCUUCCCUGUGAGGGCGGUGAGGCCCUGGCACAGGCAGGGACACCUUCCACUGCACCAGGCUGCUCCAAACCCCAUCCAGCCUGGCCUUCUGGCCUUGAACUUUUCCAGGGAUGGGGCAGCCACAGCAGGGCACUUUUAGGGACAAAAGAGUACUUCUGCAAACAGUAUUCCAUAUUCCACCACAGCCUGCACCCAGUCCUGGUCUGAAGGCACCCAGACCUUCUCAGGUGCCCUGCUCAGGGCUGGGCUCUUAUUUUGCAAAGGUCCCUUCCCUGCAGAUAGAACAGUUGGGAUGGGUGGGGAAGCAUUUCCCAGAGGAGCCUGUGCUGUGAGAUAGCUGGUGAGACCCCCUGGGAGCUGAUAAGUUCCAGAGAGCAGAAGAGCUGUUGUGUCUGGAGGAGCAGAUAAAUUUGGGACACCAUGAGGCUGUGGAAGGUUCCAGAGGCCAUGGGAACACUCGAAUGUCAGCUGUGAGACCAACAUUGUGUCUAGCCACUGCUCUGGGUGGGAUUGCACCUGCUGCAAGAGCAGCCCCCAGCCUUUCAAAUUCCUUCCUAGGGUGGUAAAACACUGGCACAGGUCAUCCAGAGCAGCUGUGGCUGCCCCCUGGAUCCCUGGAAGUGUCCAAGGCCAGGCUGGAUGUGGCUUGGAGCAGCCUGGGAUAGGGAAAGGUGUCCUUGCCCAUGGCAAGGGGUGGAGUGGGAUGGACUUUAAGGUCCCUUCCCACCCAAGCCAUUCUGUUAUUCCAUGAUUCUAGGAUGGAACAGGGAUGCUGACAUGGGAGGCAGCUCUUUGCAGGAAAAGUCCUGCUGGAUUUCACGUUGCCAGCACCACACCGAGGGCAGGGCGGCACGGGGAGCUCACCGGGAAGCACCAGCUUUCUCUGGCUACUACAGAGCCACCAAAGCCGCCGGUAGGGUGUUUAUCCCUGGCAGUGUUGAUGCGAUAUUGCUGGAAACUCCGCUUGAGGGCAGCCCGGCACCGGCCCGGCCCCGGCCCCAUGCGGCUGCACGGAGCCUCUGCUGGAGCGCACCGGGCUGGCCCGGCGCUGUUCCAUUCCAGCCUCACGAAAUAAAAACUCUCCCCAGCCAGUGCACGUCUCAUUCAUGGAGCCUUGGCGUUGCUCUGGAGGGGCUGGCUGGCUUUUGCUCCAGGUUCUGUUUUCAGGGGCUCUUUGCCCCUGCAAGCCUUGGGCGUCACCUCAGAAAUGAUAGGGAAGGUUCUACCUUGAUCCUUCCUGAUCCCCAGUGCUGGCACAGGAGGGGUUGCUGCUCUUGGGGGUCUCUUCUUGAGGCGGGGUGUUUGCUUUUGGGGCAGUGGUGAAUGUUUGGGGGAGUCUGCUUUUGGGGGGUGGUGGCUCUCAGGAGCUGGUCGCCGUUUUGGAGCUGGUCACUGUUUGGGGGGAUCAUUGCUGUUUAGGGAGCACUUGCUGGUUUUGGGGGGCACUUGCUGCUGUUGGGUGGUUCUGGCUGGUUUUUAGUUCCAGCCCCACCAAAGCCCCCUUGAGCCCCUCAAAGCGGUGGGGCAGAGCCAGGCCUAGGGUAAACAGGGAGAAUCUGCAGGAAUGGGACUGGCUGCUCAGAUCCAUGGGUGGCUUUAGAGUCAACAGCAAAGAAAGCAAAGCCUGAGCUCCUCUUUUUUUAAACCCCUGUGACUCCCUCACACUGCUGCCCAGGAUCCAGGGCCGGGCCCAGACACAGAGCUCUGGGCUUGACAGCUCUCUGGGAAACCUGUGGGAGAGAAUUGUGGAACCACUGAGGUUGGAAAAGCUCUGCAAGAGCACCAAGUCCAACCAUCCCCCAGCACUGCCCAGGCCACACUGACCCAUGUCCCCAAGUGCCACACCACACGGCUUUGAAAUCCCUCCAGGAACGGGCACUCCAGCACUGCCCUGGGCAGCUGUGCCAGGGCCGGACAGCCCUGUCCACAAAGGAAUUUCCCCUAACAGCCAACCUGACCCUCCCUGGCACAACGUGAGGCCGUCUGUCCCUCGUUCCCCGGGAGCUGAGCCCGACCCCCGUGUUCCACCUUCUGUCCGCGGGUUGUUCGGGGGUGUUUGUUCGGGGAUGUUUCGGGGUGUUUGGGGGGGGACCCCGGGACUCCCCCGGUCCCGCGCGGCCGUUUGGGGGCGGAGCCUCCAGGAGACCCCGCCCAGCCCCGUGCCGGGCAAAAGAGGCGGGAGCGGAGCGGGAGGCGCCGCUGCCGCCGGGACCGGAGCACAGGGAGCAGAGCAGCCGGUGCCAGCACGUCCCCAGGAAGCAGCCUCAACUCCAGUGAGGAGCACCUCAACAGCCCAGCUGACACUUACACCACCAAAGCUAGGAGACACGCAGGAGCUGGAGGAGUUCAUCGCAGACCUGGAUAAAGCCUUGGAAGAGAUGUGAGCUGUGCUGUGGAGUCUGGAGAGGAGCAGCCCCAGCCCUGAGUCUCCCUGAUGCUGCCUCUGCCUCUGCACCUCUGACUGGGGUGGGGAUGGCUCCGGGGACAGGGACGGGCAGUGGGGAUGGAUCCGGCCGCAGGACGAUGGUGACAAGGCCCUGCCAGCGCCAGGGGAGGACAGCCCUGGGCAGGACCUGGCUCUGCCCUGUGCAGGGUCUGGUGGCUCCAAGGGGUUUGGGGGCAGCUGGGCUGCUGCUGAAGCCCCCAGAGUAAUUUUGGGGAAGAUCAGCUUGCUGGACAUCAGCAUGACCUCAGUGUCCCCUCCAGGCUGGGAAGCCCGAUUCCUUGGUGGCAUCUGUCACUGCUGACCUUUGCUUUGCGUGGGGAGCCCCAGAUUGAGCCCCUCUCUGCCCCCCAAGUGCCUCUGCCCCAGCUGCUGCUGUAAAUACUGUAAAAAAUAUGUUUUGUGCUGUACAAAGGGGACAUAGUUCUGUGAACAGGAUUUUAAACCUC
Molecule: messenger RNA, 7830 nt
Organism: Serinus canaria (Common canary)
Lineage: Eukaryota; Metazoa; Chordata; Aves; Passeriformes; Fringillidae
Gene: ARHGAP36
Product: Rho GTPase activating protein 36
Exons: 16
Coding region: 2820-4514 (564 amino acids)
Biological process (GO): signal transduction
Source: RefSeq, a predicted model, not a curated record